This is a messenger RNA of Papaver somniferum (opium poppy), 855 nucleotides long. RefSeq lists its product as uncharacterized. The transcript is spliced from 2 exons. Gene Ontology annotation, molecular function: RNA-DNA hybrid ribonuclease activity; nucleic acid binding. Lineage: Eukaryota; Viridiplantae; Streptophyta; Magnoliopsida; Ranunculales; Papaveraceae. The record is from RefSeq and is a predicted model, not a curated record. The coding region runs from base 1 to 855 and encodes 284 amino acids.
AUGAGAGUAAAUAAUCUGAUAAAGGAUAAUACUUGUACCAUUCCAGAAGAGAUGCUCAAAUAUAUCAAUACUGAAGAUCUUCCCAUUCUUUCUUUGGAAGAAGCCAAACUAAUUUGGACUGCAAUUCAAUCUAGAGAAUUCACAAUUCAGAGUGCAAUAAAUGUUAUCAGGGAAAUAUACCCCAAAAUGAGGUGGUUUAAAAGACUAUGGAAAUCCUAUGUUCAUCCCUCUACCGCAGGAAAUGUGUGGAAGAUAACAAGAAAUGCUUGCAAUACUGAUGAAAAUGUCAAGAAAAGAGGUAUAUCUCUAGCUUCCAGAUGUUACUUAUGUCAUAAAGAUCAAGAUUUACUGAUUCAUAUCCUUUGGAAUUGCAAUUAUGGUCAACUGUUAUGGAGUUCGAUUGGUGGCAUUUUUGCAUUCAAAAAUCCUAAAUCCUUUGAUGACAUUAUGACUCUUUGUAAGAACAGUAGCUCUUGGAUUCAGGAACUGUGGCUUAUUGCUUCUUCUAACAUGAUGGUGGAGAUCUGGUUUUCUAAAAAUCAUGUCCUAAAAGCCUUUGAUAUAAAAUGUAGAAAAGUAAAGUCUGUCAGAGCUAUUGAGUGUUCCUUCCUACUACCUAAAGAUGGAGAAAUUCUUCUAUGUUGUGAUGGAGCAUCAAGGGGGAAUCCAGGAUGUGCUGGGUAUGGAUUUAUAGCUAGAGAUAGCAUUGGUAAUUUGGUUACAGCUGAAUCUGGUGGAAUGGGUAUUACUACAAAUUUUGUUGCAGAAAUUAUUGGAACUAUUAGUUCAAUGGAAUGGGUUGUGCAGAAUAAUCAAGACAAGCUGAUCGUUAACUCUGACUCACAUCUGCCAUAA